Molecule: messenger RNA, 516 nt
Organism: Rasamsonia emersonii CBS 393.64
Lineage: Eukaryota; Fungi; Ascomycota; Eurotiomycetes; Eurotiales; Trichocomaceae
Product: Integral membrane protein, Mpv17/PMP22 family
Exons: 5
Coding region: 1-516 (171 amino acids)
Cellular component (GO): membrane; cytoplasm; mitochondrion
Source: RefSeq, a predicted model, not a curated record
AUGUUGCGGUGGUAUCAGACAAAGCUGGCCGCGCGGCCACUGCUCACCCCGAGCAUUACGACGGCAGCGCUGUUUGGAGCUGGCGAUGUUCUUGCUCAGCAGCUCGUCGACCGAAAGGGCUUUGAUAAGCACGACUACGCCCGGACGGGCCGCAUGGUCAUGUACGGAGGAGCGAUCUUCGGACCCGCUGCCACAACCUGGUAUGGCAUCCUCCAGCGCAACAUCGUCCUGAAGAGUACUGCUGCCACCAUCGUCGCUCGUGUCGCUGCCGAUCAGGCCCUCUUCACGCCUACACACCUUUUCUGCUUCCUGUCUUCCAUGUCUAUCCUGGAAGGCAAUGACCCGAUCGAAAAGUUGCAGAAGUCGUUUUGGCCGACAUACAGGGCCAACCUGACACUGUGGCCGGCGGUGCAAUUGGCCAAUUUCUCGAUCGUGCCUUUGGAACACCGGGUCCUGGUGGUCAAUCUCGUCAGCUUGGGCUGGAAUUGCUUCUUGAGCUUGGUCAACAGCAAGUGA